AUCGUGGUCGCCUCGUUUCCGUUCUCCUCGUCGUUGACGUCCUCACGCUUUCCUUCUCCUCUAAUCGCUCAAGUCUCGCCCUCUUCCUUCUCUCCCUUCGAUCCGAUCUCCGCACCAGGGAGGAGGCGGCGGCGGAAAUGGCUCACCGAGUCGACCACGAGUACGAUUACCUCUUCAAGAUCGUCCUCAUCGGGGACUCCGGCGUCGGGAAGUCCAACAUCCUCUCCAGAUUCACCCGCAACGAGUUCUCCUUGGAUUCAAAGUCCACCAUUGGCGUCGAGUUCGCAACCAAGACCCUUCAGAUAGAAGCGAAGACAGUUAAGGCACAGAUUUGGGACACUGCCGGCCAAGAAAGGUACCGUGCCAUAACCAGCGCAUACUACCGGGGUGCUGUAGGAGCGCUUCUUGUCUACGACAUAACAAAGAAGCAAACCUUUGACAACGUGCAAAGGUGGCUGCGGGAACUCAGAGAUCAUGCAGACUCCAACAUCGUCAUCAUGAUGGCCGGCAACAAGUCCGACUUGACACACCUGAGAGCUGUUUCUGAAAAUGAUGGCCAGGAAUUCGCCGAAAAGGAGGGGCUCUCUUUCCUGGAGACUUCGGCCCUGGAAUCACACAAUGUUGAGAAGGCAUUCCAAACGGUUCUGACUGAGAUCUACCACAUUAUCAACAAGAAGGCCCUCGCAGCACAAGAGGCGGCGAGGAAUUCAGGCCCCCCUGGGCAGGGCACAACCAUCCAUGUCGUUGAUUCUUCAGAUGCUGGGAGCUCAAAGAGUUCCUGUUGUUCUAGCUAGAUCAUGAUGAUCCCCUGGCGAGCACAAUUUAGUCACACUCUCAAGGUUCGGAAAAAAAUGAGAAAUAUUUGUAGAUUAUUGUUGCUAAUUUUUUUGCAGUGUGUUUUAGAGCUUUAAAUCUAGUUUUCCUCGGUGAGGGGAAAUUUCUCAUCGAACAACCAGUGACACCCUAGUGUGCAAAAUUGCUGAAAUUUGAUUGUUAAUUUUUUUUUUUCUUUCUUGUCUUAAAUCCGACUUAAUGCUCCAAUUUGUGUUUCCUUUUA
Molecule: messenger RNA, 1057 nt
Organism: Zingiber officinale
Lineage: Eukaryota; Viridiplantae; Streptophyta; Magnoliopsida; Zingiberales; Zingiberaceae
Product: ras-related protein Rab2BV
Exons: 3
Coding region: 138-794 (218 amino acids)
Cellular component (GO): endosome
Molecular function (GO): GTPase activity; GTP binding
Source: RefSeq, a predicted model, not a curated record